AGUAACAAUAUUAGUAAUAAACACUUAUAUUAUAUUGACGGAUGAUGGGGCUAUAGACAUAUGCAGAGCAUUCCUGAUUUUUUCGGCAUUUUUUUGUUUAUGCUAAACGUCAGUUUUAUGUCAGUUUCUAUCGAAGAAAUAGAAAAAAAAGUUUUAAAGCAUUUUUAAAUAGAUAUAUUUCUGCUCAAGUAAAAAACGUACAGUAUUUAGUGAAGCCAUGUCUAAUUCUAAUAAUACAAAAGUUAAAGAAUUCUAUACAAACGAUAUAAUUUAUAGAUUUGAUAAGCACAAGAAAAUAAUUUUUGGAGUUGUUGUUGAUAGUUACGAAGGCUCUUCAGAUGUAGAUGAAAAUCAUACUUUGCAAAAAGGGCAAAUUAGAGUUUUGUGGAACAAUAAUUCUCGAGAACAGGUAUGGAGACAAAGCAAAGUUCGAUUAAUUAACAGAUGCAUAAUACCAGGUGAUAUUGUGCGAAGAUUAGAAAAUGGAAAAGAGACCCAAAGAGGAUACUGCAAAGAUACCAAGCAAGUUGCUACUAUACAAAUUGUCGGUACUGAUGUAAUCGUUGAACAUAUUCCCAGCGAAAGAUUACAUAGUGUUAGGCCUUAUGAUGUUGAUGAUGCAGUUUGCUUGGGUAAUAAAUUCGGAAGAAUCGAAACUGUGGAACAAAUGGUUUCAAUGCAAUCAAAAUGUGGUUCAAUAGUCGAUGUUCUCACUAGUAUUAAUCAUGAUCUUGAUGAUUAUUGGUUGUCCAAAAGGAACAGGAUAUCUUUUGAUGCAUAUUAUCCUGGACAAGAAGUGAUAUGUAUACCGAACAAUUUUGAACAGCCCCAUUGGAUAAAAAAAUCGAAAUCUAUGAAAAGAAAUAUCCAAACUCGUCAACGUUUCACCGUCCAAAACGUCGAAGACGUGUUAAUAGAAGUAGCUUGGUAUAAUAACAAUUUGGGUUAUUCGAAUAUAACGGAAAUAUCACAAGAAGAUAUAAAAAAAUUGAAGGUGCUGGAACAUCCUAGUGAUACGUUUUUGGAAUUAUCGGAUCGUAAAUUGUUGAAAUUAUCAUCUGGUGAUGUUUUGUUGAAGAAAAAAGACUGGAUGAAAAAGUUUUCGUUGAUGUACAAACCAGAUGUGCCUAAAGUGAGGCAUAUUGUCAGCUGCAAUUCCAAAAUGAAUACCAGAAUAUCUAAAAUUAGUCGUUCAUCAUUAGUUUACCCAGCAAACGAAGAAAUAACUGCAAACGAUGAGGAAGAAUGGUGGACAGAGGAAUCCGAAGAAUCUGAAGAUGGUGAACUAUCCCAAAUUAGUAUCACCAAACCAAAGAAGAAGCACUACCCACCAAAACCGAGAGAUCUAAUACCUGGCAAUACAUUAGCUGUUGAGGUGAUAUGCAUCGAAUCAAAAAUAGAUGUAGUUUGGCAAGACGGUACCGAAGAAAACGAUAUACCCUCAACUACAUUGUAUUAUUCUAUUUCGUUGGAUGAUCAUGAAUUCUUUCCGGGUGAAUGGGUGUUACAUGAAAAUACUGCUGAUAAUGUUAAUUAUGGUGUCGUUCAAUAUGUCAAUUCUUUGGAAAGAACUGCCAACAUUAAAUGGUUCACAUAUUCAGAUAACGAAAAGAAACUAACCGAAUCGUCGAUGAAUGAAAUGAGCGUUUACGAUUUAAAGAAACAUUCGAAAUUCGUUUUCCGUCCACGUAGCAUAGUUAAAUCCAAACCAACUCAAAAUGAUAAAAUGGGAAAAGUUGUAGACAGUUGCAUCGAAGGAUACGUCAAGGUCCAAUGGAUAGAUGGAACGGAAGAAAACUGUUGGCCGCAAGAUAUUGAACUCAUUCCGGAUACAUCAGAUUUGGAUUUUACAGAUGAGGAAUCUUCAGACGAAGACGCCGCUUGCGUAUCUUGGGAAACUGAAAGUAUAGAAUCUUACGCCGGGGAUUUAUCAGACGAAACCGUUCUGCAAAAUUUAGCUGCCAGAUUGGAUUUUGUCAGAAACAGGAUUAUUUAUUUGAGGGAUGCUUUUAAACAGCACACUAUAUCGGAAACUUUUACGUUCGUGAAAGAUCUUUUGUUGAUUUACGAAAAUUCGAGUUAUUUGGAUAAACUUUUGGGCACUUCGUAUUUCAGUUUGAAAAGUAAACAUUUCCAAGUGUUGUUACUCCAAGCCAAAGAAAAAGCGAAAUCUUCCGGUAUCGAAUUAAAGGGUAGACUCUUUUCGAGCGACAAUUUUUGUCCGUCCAUAUCGAAAAUUAAAUUAGCCGAAAAAGAGAAUAUCAAUAAAAUGAUCAAAUUAGAAAAUAAAAUAAACGCGCAAAUCGAAAAGAAGGAUUGUAAGGAAUCGACCGCACCUACGACUCCUCUAACGCCAGAUAGCACCGACAUUUCUUCGUCUACCUCUCAAGACAAUCUAUGUUUAGAAUUACUUUCGAUGCUCAAAGUUCGUAUGGAUUUAGCUUACGCGGAAAUAAUAAGUCGUAUCGGUGGUAAUCAAGCGUUAACUGUACUAACUAAAGCUUCGGAAAACGUUGCGACGCCUUGUAGUUCGACGCCCCUACCGAGCGUACCAACCACGCCCGACGAUUCUUUUUCAUCGUUGAGUCCGUUGAAAUCGAAAUUUCUAUCGAAAGGAAGCGAAAACGAACCUUAUUUACUAUUGGACGAAGCGCCAGUUACCCAUCACUAUUUCGAUAGUAAAUUCGAACCGACAGAUCUACAAAGAUUCUUAAAAUCAGUUCAAAAAGAAUACAAACUAUUGAAAGAUUCCCUUCCGUCUGGAGUUUGGGUGCGUUCGUAUAGCAAUCGAAUAGAUCUACUUUCUGUAUUAAUUCGGGGACCUGAUAAAACCCCUUACGAAGACGGUUUAUUUCUCUUCGAUAUACAACUAAGUACAGAUUAUCCUCGAUCGCCUCCUAUAGUACAUUACAUAAGUUACAGUUCGGAAAGAUUGAAUCCGAAUUUGUACGUCGAAGGUAAAGUUUGUAUAUCGCUGUUGGGUACUUGGAUGGGGAGGGGUACCGAAGUUUGGGGUCCGAACAGUACUUUGUUACAACUGAUAGUCUCCAUCCAAGGAUUGAUUCUAGUUUCCGAGCCUUAUUACAACGAAGCUGGAUACGAGAAACAAACUGAUACACAACAAGGUUAUGAAAAUUCUCGUACCUACAACGAGUUGGUGAUAUUGAAAUUGAUUCAAUCGAUGAAGGAAAUGUUGCAAUCGCCUCCGGAAACGUUUAAAAGAGAAAUAAUUUGGCAUUUUACAAGAAACGGUCGUAAAUUGUGCGAACGGCUACGUAAUUAUUGUUUGGAAGUGGAUCCUUUGAUCCCCGAAUUUCCUUUGGUACCGGUUAGUAAAGGACUAAAAUUAUCUCUAAGUUCCGCGUUGAGUGCUUUCGAAAAAGUACUAGAUCGAAUCGGUGAUAAUAAUACCAUUGAAAUAUCAAGCGAAACUAAAUAAUUUUUUUUAUACAUAUAUAAAUUUUUCGUUUAUUUAUUUGUUGUCGUUAAAAUAUCGAAAUAAUAUAUUUUUAAAGCGCAAUAACGUUUUUCUCAAAAAAAAAAUGAGUUCAAUAUAUUGCGACUCCUUUCCUCUUCAGGCUUUUCUUAAUGUGGUAGAAAUAUUGUUUACUUCAAACAUAAGAAAGUUAGGUUAAGUUGUUCGGUAUUCUUCUUUCCCCUGCAACUAGUCCUUUAUCUAUAUAUUUAAAAAAAUCUUAGUGAAGUUCACAGAUUUGGUUUUAAAAAACGUCAAAAUUCAAAUUAAAACAUCAGAUUUAGAUGAUUAAACCUCUUUUGCGUUAAAAAUUGAUAUCCAGUGUUAAAAUAUACUUUAAAUUGUUUUAAUUGACAAUUUUUCUCCGUUUAUAGUAAAUUUUAGAAUUUCAGAAUAUAUAGUAAGUGGAUAAUUAUAUAGGUAACGUACAAGUUGUAAAAACAAAGAAAAAGAAGAAUAACCUAACAUUUUUCUUUACUAUGUAUAUCGUUAAAUAAUUCAGUUGUUUCCUUCAUUUUCACUUGCGAUUUGUUAGUCGCUUAUCAAAAAGUUGCCUUAAUCAACGCUUAGUUAGUUGAAAAUUAUAUAGGAUGCAAAAUAUGUCGAAAUUUUCAUUUUAUGUCUUAAGUUUUACUAUGUUCUGUUCACUGUCCAUUAUUAUUUAUUGUUUUUUAUUCUAAAUAAAAGACUUGUGGGCUAAAUCAACUCAGAAACAAUGUAUAUUAUCAUUUUUUUUUGUUUUGAAUUUAUUGUUCAAUGCAAACAUUUUCCGCUACUACCUAGGUGAUUUAGAAGAUAUAAAUAGCAAAAAUGCUGAUUUAAUUAAUACUACUAAUGUAUAUCAAAAUUUGACGUUUAUUUUCAACUUAAACUCAUCUUUUUGUCAAUUUACUCUUUAUUAAAAAUAAAAUCCCAUUUAUAUAUUUCUAGGACAUUUUGGUGGUUCAAUUCGUAUUAAAUUAUCAGAUAAUAUCAAAUAUCUGACAGAAUCCUUAUUAAUUCAGAAUAAUCGUGAUAAUUAUAAAAAAAUUUAUCAAAAAUGUGCCUGUUUUAACUUAGCUGGUAGUUCAAAUUUUGAAUCCCAGUAGUUCAAAUGUUAUAUUCCUAAUAGCCAGACACACAUAAAUUAAAAAAUACACCGAAUUCUGAAUCACCAGUAGUUCAAAUGUACCGUCUGUAACAGGUAAAGAAAAAUCAAGACUUCUUAACCAGUAGUUCAAAUGACCCAUUUGUACUAGUUACCCAAAAUGAUUUAAAAACGGGUCGAAUUUUAAAUUGCAAGUAGUUCAAAUGACACAUUUGACAAAGAUAAAUAAAAUAAUCAAAAUUUUGAUUCCACAAAACAACUUUUAUCAGUUAUAAAUAAUUGUUUAUUUAAUGAUCUAACUCUGUAUAUUCCACAUUAAAGUUACCUUGUUUAACUGUAGUUUUGAAACAAAAAAAUAAAAAUUAUGGUAUUGAAUUUACAAAUAUAUUAGUGUUGAAAAAAUUUCAUUUAUUUUGUAUUAAUUCUAAAUUAAAUACGGAGAGGUUGAUAAAUUGAUGAUUUCACUCAAGUAAAUUGAUCAGUAACCCAAAUAAUAAAGUUUUUCAUGUUAAAUUGUCUUGAUUUUAAGUCUCUUUUGAUGGAAAAUUUGAAAAAUCCGGUAAAAUAGGUUGCAUGACAAUUAUUACCAUUUUUUGAUGAAAAGAAACCUAAAAAUCAAAAUGAUUUAUCCAGAUAAACUUAUACAAAGGUCUAAGUGAAAUAUUGAUAUUAAUCCAGUUUAUGAUAAAUUUUUUAAAAAAUACUGUCUAAAACAAACUUGUUGUAAUUAAUGAAUAUUUAUGAAUUUUAUUGGUUUACAAUUGAAAAUUACCCAGAACUACAUUAUUUUUCAGCACUAUAGAAAGGUUUAAGAAACAUUAUUCUCUUUCUAAAUGAAAAUGUGACCUAAAUAGUAAUUGUAACGGAAAUUUGAGAACUAUUAGAAUCGGAAAAAUUCUACAGCUUAUUUAGGUACAUUCGUUAUAUAGCACGAGCCAUUAUUCAAUUUGAAUGUUUGAGAAUUGUCAAGUUACAAAAAUUUAUAAACUUAAAGGCAAAAUUGUUAAAAAAUUAGUUGGUUCUUCAAUUUCUGAACCUCUCCAUAUUUUCUUUCCACUUUUGUCUGUGAUCCAAUAAAAUUAUUGAAAAAUAAACCUUUUAUACUAACCUUAUUAUUUAUUGAUUAGUUUUAAGUGAAUAUUUUUUGUUUUAGUUUCAUAAUUAUCAAUAAAUAUUUAUUAAAAGUACACUUGGGGUGUAUUUGGUUCGAACUUUCAAAUGAUCACAAAUUUUUCUUGUAUUAUCUUAUAACUACGCCAUUUUUUCGAAAUUAUCCAAAAUUCACGUCCCCACAACGCUUCCAACAAGUUUAAAAGUUAAGCGUUUUCACCAAUUUUUGUUGUUAGUGCCCCACGUACAAUCUUGAUAGCAGACUUAUGUACUAAGUAGAAGUUGCUCCUAUUAGACUUAAAACAUUUAUUGCCAAUGUUAUAAAAAUAUUGCCCCUAUUGCAAUAUUGUUAGUGCUUUAGCCAAUUUUUGAGCAAAACAAUGAUAGCACAAAUAAAUUGUAAAUAUUUACAGUUUUCAAUAAAGAAUUGUUGACUA
Diorhabda sublineata is the source of this 6109-nucleotide messenger RNA. RefSeq names its product (E3-independent) E2 ubiquitin-conjugating enzyme. The transcript has 13 exons. Bases 218 to 3439 code for a protein of 1073 amino acids. The record is from RefSeq and is a predicted model, not a curated record. NCBI's taxonomy places the organism in Eukaryota, Metazoa, Arthropoda, Insecta, Coleoptera, Chrysomelidae.